Penaeus vannamei (Pacific white shrimp) is the source of this 519-nucleotide messenger RNA. NCBI's taxonomy places the organism in Eukaryota, Metazoa, Arthropoda, Malacostraca, Decapoda, Penaeidae. The record is from RefSeq and is a predicted model, not a curated record.
AUGGCGCUGCAGUGCCUGUUGCGAUUUGGCACUCUAUCGUGGCACUCCGGAGAGGUUACGACCUAUCCGCGUCGUAAAUUCCUUAUGCAACAGAAGUUUAACGGACUCAACAGCAACAAGAAGUUUAACGGACUCAACAGCAACAGAAGUUUAACGGACGCCGCGGCAACAGAAGCAAUUAACGGACACACAGAUGACUGCAUCACUGACAGACACAACAACAGGGACAGUAACGGACACCAACCCCAGACGCCCAACCCAAGCCAACCCGCGCCACCCAAGCUAACCCAGACGCCAAACAACCCACCCCAACACAAGCCAACCUCAGACGCCCAACCCAAGCCAACCUCAGACGCCCAACCCAAGCCAACCAUAGACACCACCCAAACCAACCCAGACGCCAACCCCAAGCCAAUCCUAUCCCCCCAGACCAACCCAGACCAAACCAACCGACCCAGACGCCCACCCAAACCAACCCAAGCAACCAUAAACGCCCAACCCAACCAACCAACCCCAUAA